This is a messenger RNA of Meloidogyne enterolobii, 384 nucleotides long. Lineage: Eukaryota; Metazoa; Nematoda; Chromadorea; Rhabditida; Meloidogynidae. The record is from the annotation of a GenBank genome assembly.
AUGGUGGCUAUGGGAGCUAAAGUUAUUGCUAGCGGAAUUAUUGUAAUUUGUGGAAUUGUUGUUUGGUUAAGUUUAGGUGUCCAAUCUGAUAAUUUCAAGGAACCUUUUGCCCACAGUAAUUUUUACCCUGGCAGCGUUGCUUUAGCAUUAUUCUCCGGUCUUUUUAGCUAUGAUGGAUGGGAUAUUCUAAAUUAUGGAGCUGAGGAUGUUAAAAAGCCUAGAAGAGUAAUGCCUUUUGCUAUAAUUGUUGGUAUGUCUACUUGCGCAGCACUUUAUAUAACAAUGAAUUUAUCUUAUUUUGUUGUUUUAUCAGUCCCUGAAGUACAAUCUUCUAAUGCCGUUGCUAUGGCUAGUUUAGUAAAAAAUAUUUUUACACCAAAAUAA